Molecule: messenger RNA, 2577 nt
Organism: Seminavis robusta
Lineage: Eukaryota; Bacillariophyta; Bacillariophyceae; Naviculales; Naviculaceae
Source: the annotation of a GenBank genome assembly
CAAUGAGAGGAAAAUCCAAAGGCUGAAUCAUCAGUCUGCGUUUCCGCCAUUUCGCCCCAAUGGCGUUUCCCGAUUUAGUGCGGUGGUUGGUUCAGCAAUGCCGUAGCCACCCACAAUGUAUCUAUCUAGUCAUCUAGCUAGCUAGCUCGUUAGUUAGUUAGUUAGUUAGUUAGUUAACAAGCUAAUUUCACCAUGGUUUCCUGCUCCAGACGGCUGGAAAAGGCAGCUCUUGUGUUGCUGCUAUCAUCCUGCAUUGCUUUGGAGUGCUUGGAGGCGUUCUCGCCAUUGGCUGCUGUUCCUUCGAGAGCGUUCACUGGCAAUGCUUUCGUUCUCAGUCCCUUCAAUGACUUUGUCUCGCCAUCUGAUGCUUCGCCGAGAAGUUCAGUCAGCCGGCUGUACGCUUCCAAAAAGAAAAAGAAGAAGAACCGAAAAAGCGGGGAGGACAGCAGUGGCAAUGACGAUGGCAAACCAGUCAAAGCCAGUGGUAAGCGUGAAGCACCAGAAGAGAAGAAAAAAGACACAGUGUCGUCCGCUUCUGGCCCACCUCCAAAUGACGUGAAAUCAAAGAAGAAGGAGCCGGAAGACAAGCAGGCAAAACCAACUACUAGUCAGGAUGAAAAAGUUCCAUCGGAAUCUACUAAGAGUAAAGAGGAAGCAUCAGAAGAAUCAGAACUGGGAGUGACAGUCGAGGGUUCCAAGCAAACAGAAUCGACCAUCAAGGAUGGCGAUGAUCCAUCUGAGGAGCCAACAACAAAGGAGGAUUCGUCGGAGGUCGACAGUUCCAUGCCACCCGAUACAUCUUCUUCAAUUCCAGACGAUGUCAAUACUGACAGCAGUACCGACGAACCAUCCACAGCAACGAAUCCCAGCAAAAAGAAACGAGUUGUCGUCAUUGGAGCAGGAUGGGGUGGAUUGUCCACGGCACAUGCACUCGCCAAAGAAGAGAAUGUCCAAGUUACGCUAGUAGAGGCAUCGCCUCGAGUGGGUGGAUUGGUACGAGACGGAUUCACCACCACGUCGGGGGCUCGCCCUGCCGAAGCCGGACAGCAUGGAUUUUGGAACAACUACCAUAAUAUCUACCGCUUACUCCAGAAUGAAAUCCCGGGCAUUACCUUGGAGACGGCACUCACAGACUAUGCGGAACAAGGACAGUAUUCGCCAGACGGGUUGGAAGCAGUCUGGCCCAUUUACCGGGAUCAACCCAUCACUCUGCCCACGGGAUUGGCACAAGCGGCCUUUACGAAAUUCCUCAAAUUGCCACUGCUGGAUCGCAUCACGGCGUUCCCUCUCGUCUUGGCAUUUUCCGAGUUUGAUGACUCACCAGAAGCAUGGGAGAAAUACGAUCAAAUCUCUUUUCGGGACUUGUGUGUCAAGUUGGGAGUCUCCAAACGAUGCUACGAUGAAGCCUUUGAACCCAUGAUCCUCACGGGCUUGUUUGCACCGGGAGGCGAGUGCAGUGCCGCCGCGGCACUGGGAAUGGCCUACUUUUUCGUCUUGCAAAGUCAAACGGCGUUUGACGUACAGUGGUGUCGUGGCAACAUUGGGGAUGUCAUCUUUACUCCGUGGGUCAAAGAUCUGCAAGACAAGGGAGUGGAAAUCAAGACGUCCACUCAAGUCACUGGAUUUGCCAUUGACGACAAGACACAACAAAUCAGCCAUGUCAAGGUCAAGGACAAUGGUGAUGCAUCCACGAUAGAUGCGGAUGAUGUUGUGUUGGCCGUGGGAGCCAAAGCACUCAACAACUUUGUGCAGUACUGCCCAGAGUUGGCACAAUUUCCUGAUCUGGCUCGCUUUGCCAACUUGCGGGGCACAAGUGUCUUGGCCACUCGGGUCUUUCUCGAUAAGGACGUCAAGAUUCCUUACACGGCAAACGCCUGCUGGGGAUUUGAUGCUGCAAUCGGUAUGACUGUGUUCGACAUUAAGGGACUGCAUGGAGACAGUGCUUCUACCGUCGCAGGUGCUCCCGGUGCUGUGAUUGAAGUGGACUACUAUCAUGCCAACAAGCUCCUAGUGUUGAGUGAUGAUGAGAUUGUUGCCAAGGUGAAACGAGAUUUAGAUCGCAUCCUGGUUGACAGCCGAGGCGCUUCCGUGGUAGACGCGGCAGUGGUUAGACUCCCACAAGGCGUUAACUGGUACUUUCCAGGUUCGUACCAAGAUAUGCCUGACACUCGUUCCAGCGCAAUCAGCAAUCUGUAUUUUGCUGGAGACAUUGUCCGCUCUCGCCAUGGAAGCUGGUCGCAAGAAAAAGCCUUUGUCACCGGGAUUGAAGCAGCCAAUGCCAUCUUGGGCAAACCUCCCAAAGCCAACAUUCUCCCAGUGGCAGCGGAUGAGCUGCAUGUCCAGCUGGGUAAGAAGAUUGUGAAUUUGUCAAAGUCUCUGCUUGGAAGAGGGGAUCCCUGGAAGGCUCCUUCGUUGGUGGACUUUUUCUGGUAAAAAGCUGGGCAACUGGCUGCCCUUGCCAUGCCGUGGCCUUCUUUGUACAUACUCUAUGCAAGAUUGUUGGAAGCAAAGUGAUAGAAUCUUUUGGCUAGCUAAUCUUGAACGCGUUAUAGCUGUAUAUAGAUUUCUCUAGCUACG